Molecule: messenger RNA, 4637 nt
Organism: Sinocyclocheilus grahami
Lineage: Eukaryota; Metazoa; Chordata; Actinopteri; Cypriniformes; Cyprinidae
Product: neuronal PAS domain-containing protein 2-like
Exons: 22
Coding region: 665-3196 (843 amino acids)
Biological process (GO): regulation of transcription by RNA polymerase II; circadian regulation of gene expression
Cellular component (GO): cytoplasm; CLOCK-BMAL transcription complex; nucleus
Molecular function (GO): DNA-binding transcription factor activity, RNA polymerase II-specific; RNA polymerase II cis-regulatory region sequence-specific DNA binding; protein dimerization activity
Source: RefSeq, a predicted model, not a curated record
GUUAGUGCUGCUGUCGUUGGUUGAGUAUUGAGCUCCAGUCUGACCUACUUUCGUACUUCGCUUCAGCUCAGCGCUGUUUACAGGCGCUCGUCAGCGGACGAUGUGGACCCGGUAACGAAAACACGUCGCCUAAACGCCGAGUCGCGUGCGCUCCCGUGCCGCUUUUCUCCUGGGAUUCUUCAGUUAUUGUGCUUUGUACAUAUUUUGUCCCGUGUCCGACUUCAGAGUGGCUCUAUCGUGGGUUGUUUAUGAGCUCACUCGUGGAUUCAGUAUGAGAGGCGCGGACGAGGGCAAAAGUGAAGUGUGGAUCGGUAACGUUAGUCCUUAACGCACGGUUCUUCUGUUUCCAUCAAUAACUUCAUGGAGAGAGAAAACCGUUUUGCAAGUGUACAUUAGCAAAUUUCAUCUGGAAGACAAGAGUCAAGAUAAACAAUAUCUUGAUGGUAAGCUAGUUAUUGACCUUCAAGGACUGGCUAGCUGUAAGAACAUUACUGCAGCAUCUAUUGGCUGCCAAUCAACACCGGUGGCUUGCCAUCAAAGAUUUGUGAGUAGUGGCUAACCACUAGCAUUAGGUGGUUAGCGUGUGGUGUCCAGUAGAAUCUCUGUGGGUGUUUCGAGUGUAGAAGACACGAAUGGGACACGCUAGCCUUUCCAGACGGCCUGAAUGGGAGAAGGAGUGAGCAUGGACAACCUUUCGGAGUUUGGAGGCCUUUGUCCGUCCACCCGGAGGGAAUGGGACACAGGCAGCUGUGUGGAUGAUUUAAUGGAUGAAGAUGAGAAAGACAGAGCAAAAAGGGCGUCCCGUAAUAAAUCAGAGAAGAAGAGAAGAGACCAGUUCAAUGUUCUCAUUAAAGAGCUGUGUACAAUGCUGCAGGGUCAAGGUCACCCUCGCAAGAUGGACAAAUCCACCAUCCUGCAGAGAACCAUUGACUUCCUGCAGAAACAGAAAGAGAUCACAGCGCAAACAGAAUCCUGUGAGGUCCGGCAGGACUGGAAGCCUUCUUUCCUCAGCAACGAGGAAUUCACCCAGUUAAUGCUGGAGGCAUUGGAUGGUUUCCUAAUAGCUCUUACCACAGAUGGGAACAUCAUAUAUGUAUCUGACAGUGUCUCGUCUCUCAUUGGUCAUCUACCGUCAGAUAUGGUGGACCAGAACAUUUUGAACUUCCUGCCAGAACGAGAACAUGGAGAGGUGUAUAAACUUCUGUCAUCACACAUGCUGUUGACAGAGCCUUCUGCUGUGGACCUACUCAACAGCAAUGAGACACGCGUCGAGUUCUGCUGUCAUUUAGCAAGGGGAAACAUUGACCCAAAAGAACCGCCCACAUACGAAUAUGUCAAAUUUGUUGGAGAUUUCAAGUUUCAUAAUAACGUGCCUCUGUCCUCAAGUAACGGUUAUGAGCUGGCGUUCCCACACACGCUGCAGUCCUCACUAGAGGAGCAGAUCUGUCUCGUAGCCACAGUGAGACUCGUGACCCCUCAGUUCCUAAAGGAUCUGUGCAAUGUGGAGGAUGUGUGUGAUGAAUUCACAUCAAGACACAGCCUGGAAUGGAAAUUUCUCUUCUUAGAUCAUAGGGCCUCUCCUAUCAUUGGGUACCUGCCGUUUGAGGUUUUAGGGACUUCGGGUUACGAUUACUACCAUGUGGACGAUCUGGAGCUGAUUGCACAGUGUCAUAAACAAUUGAUGCAGUGUGGGAAAGGAAAAUCCUGUUACUAUCGAUUUCUGACUAAAGGGCAGCAGUGGAUCUGGCUUCAGACACACUAUUACAUCACAUACCACCAGUGGAACUCCAAACCAGAGUUUAUCGUCUGUACACACAGUGUGGUCAGCUAUGCUGAAGUCCGAACAGAAAGAAGGAGAGAGAUUGGAUUGGAGGAAAGCUCAUCUGAUAUGGCAACAUCCUCAAUCAAGGAGCAGGAGGUGUUUUUGGACAUGUGUCCUCCUUUAGAAGCUACACGGGAAAGAAUCAGCAGCGCUCGAUCAGUGUCAUCACAAAGUUCUAGAAAGUCAUCGCACACAGCACUGUCUGACUCUGCGUCGAACUCAUCGGUGAGGUACACAGAAGCAUGCACGUCGUCACGGCAGUCUGCUUCCAUUGGUCCUGAGAAGAGUUCCAGCAGAAUGCCACAUAGUGGAUCAAAGACCCUGAUUCAGAGGCAGAGCUCCUCUGAGCCCACGUCACUCUCCCCCUCCUGCAGUCAGCAUUCCACUAUGACACAAUCUCUGUACAGAUUCCAGCAGCCUCAGUUAGGCGUCAUGCAUCAGCUGAAAGAGCAGCUAGAAGAGCGGACACGCAUCCUACAGGCCGACAUCAAAACACAACAACAAGAGCUGCACGACAUUAAAGAGAAACUACAACUUGCUAAUCUACAGAUGUUACUCCAGCAGCCAAUACAGGGAGAAUUUGCCAGUUCUGGUCUGCAGCAGCAGGGUCCAGGCAGGCCAUCCCAACACAGCACCCAGCCCAAACCUCAACACUGUGCUUCACAUUCAUCACACGCACUACUCCGAGAACAGCCCAGUAGCUCAUCUGCUCAGGCCCAGCAGAGACUGGUUCAGACUGGACACAUGCAGGCCGUCAGUGUUCCAAUGCAGACACACACCAGUCUCACCACACCCUUCUAUAGCAACCCAAUGAUGUUCUCACCCAACCACGGACACCGAACCCAACACGACACACACUGCCAAAGACACACACACACCAACUACAGCCAGGACGGACAGCUACGGCUGCUACUAAACCAACCAAUGCAGACGCUUGUACCAGACAGCAAUGGAGGGGCCCAGUCUUCCCAAUGCAGCUCAACUGUUCAACAAACCAAAUAUGCUCUGGACCAGCAGAUGAUGGCUCCUUCCUUCCCUGUGCAGCAGGUGAACUGUAACGCUGUGCUUGUCCCUUCCCCCGUCUUCACCUCACCAAUCAUGAUCCCCCAUAAUAGUUUCAUCACCCAUCAGGCCACGCCCACCUACACGCCUCACCCGUCGGCUGCCCCACACAGUUUACCACUACAACAACCUCAGCAGUUCUUUCAGAUGCAGCCUCAAGGUCUGAUUCACAGUGCUCCCACUCAGGCCUUAUUCCACACCCCUAGCGUUCCACAGCAAAGCACUGUGGGAUACAUACAGCCACAACAGCAGCAGCAGCAUCACUCACAGUCCGGCAACCUGUCGGACUACAGAAACAUGCUCCCACGGUAGCCCCGCCACCUGGGAAAAGCCAAGAGGUUGCCGGGAAAGCGCGUUGAGCGUUUAGCUCUGAAAGGCUUGAUGGGAAGGGACUCUCUCGGCUCAGGGGAAGGCUCGUUCCCGAGCCAAGCCAAAGUUCCCAUGACAGCAAAUGAUGGUGAUAACGCCACAAGGCCCAAGGACUCUGCCUAGCCUGGACUGCACGCAGAGGAUGCUGGGAUACGUAGGAGGAGCCCGCAGGGACGUGACCCAUCAUGGAGACAGAGGCCACAGAGCAGUCAAGCAGGCGCUUUGAUCGAUAUGUAAAGGACAGAAAGCCGUGGAGUGUUUUUGGUACUGUAAUGUUACAGUUAUCUGGACUUUUCAACACACAAAUAAGACCAAAUCAAGUAAUGCCUUGACAGAGUGUAAACUCUGCUGCGUGUGUUCUGUCCUCAACCGCUACUAAAAUACUAACUAAAAGAGAAAUCACCCCACCAACAAGGAGAAAAAUACAUGGUCAUGAUCAUAUUUCAUGUGUGUGUGCAGAUGGUAGCAGCUGGGCAUAAUUCAGCGAAGACCCAAAUAUAUUUCAAAAACAUUUGGCUUCCUGUUAUCAUGUGCAGAGCAGGUUCGGCCCCCUCCUGUAGUUAUGUUAACGCUAACGUAAAGAAACUUGAAUCACGUUUUAUAUUUCAAAUAUAUAAACAAUUUCACUCUAGGGCAAACUUUCCUACUGCUGAGUUCAACUCAAUCCCUGUUACUCUUUGUAUCUCGAUCCACUAUACUGUACGUAGAGUUUCUCCACAUAUUGAGUUCCGGAGCAUCGUAUUUCAGUACUUUUUACUUCAUAUUAAGGUCUUAAACAUAGCUCGUCAGGAGAAGCAUGUUGGCUUCCCUGAUCAAACAGUUCUUUGAGUUUUCAGACGUGCAUGUGGUCUGCCUGUCCACACAGGAAAUCUACAUUGAUUUGAUGUCAGUAUGAGCACAACAGAUGUGCUUUAAGAUUUAGUUUCAGUAUUACACAGGGAUGAAGCUCUGUCUAAUUUAUGCUUCAUAGUAGAGCGACUUUGUGAUUGUUUUAUGGUGGUGGGUGCAAGUGGCGCAGCAGUUAAACUGCAAAAAUGAAGAUGUAAAAUAAGACAGUAAUGCAGGUUGAAUGACUGAAGACGAUCAUAAUGUCAGGGCUGUAGAAAUAGAAAUGUUCUCAUCUGCCUGUCACUUGGGCAAAGUGUUUGACAAAUACAAUGCAAAUAUUAGUAAAAAAUACUUAUUUUAUUUUUUUCCCCAUUACAUUUUUUUUUUUUGGGAUUAUUAUUUUUGGGGAGUUGAUGUAGAUACGGAAGUGUCGGGCAACGGGCAAAAAUGUUUAGAUGUUCUGGAAUGUUGUGAAAAAUCACAGACAUCUGACAAUCAGAAAAUCAUUUACAAUUUUUUUCUUUGCUGGGACUUCAAGCUUGCACUUUCCUCCAUC